UUUGAUCCACGAAAUCAAACCUUGGCCAAGUUGGGGCGGAUCUCGGCCAAAGAGCAAGGCGAUAGAUCUCUGGAGGAUCAUGGCUAGCAGAUUAUAUCCCACGGUACAAAUGUCGAAAGACAUUUUCCUAGCCCUCCAUGCCGAGGGCCAGGCAGAAUUCUUCCAAGCAAUUCUCUUUGGAGUUCGUGAAAUGUGCGACGACGAAGAGCUUGUCGUCCAUGUAAAGGGUUUUGUUCCUUUCCACGCCAGCGGCAACGACUUGGUUCCUGCCCUUUCACAAUUGCUCAGCUUACACGGCCAAACGGUGAUCGGGUGGUUUGCAGCUGCACCUUUCCGGCGGGACUUUGGAAACACAGUGAAUUCCCUUGGCCACAUCUCCCAUGACAUGGCGACCAUUUAUUUCGAAGUUUUCCAACGUGCGUUGUUUCGCACGUUUCUCCUUAACUGGAAAAAAGAGCUAUCCUCGGAGACGAGUGGUGGUACAUCAGAGUUUGUGGAUGAAGCAUCGGUAAUCCUGAAAGAUUUGGUGGGAUUGGUCUGUGUGAGGGGUAGCCCGCUAGCGGGUUCAUCAGCCAUUUUUUCUUACCAGUCGCCGUCCAUCAACACCGACCAGCUCAUUGCCGAGUUAGCAGGUAGCAGCGGGCAGUUCCCUUUCUUGUCUGCCGAAACUGCAUCUGGCUUUCCAGAGUUGAAAGACAUUGAAAAGUUGCACGAGAGUUUCAUUCGUGACACAGUGGCAGAACAUGUUAAGGGAGAUUUGAAUGGUGCAGAGGUGCUUGCAACGCUGGCACAUCCAUCACCGCUGCAAGACACCAACAACGGCAUUGCACCCCGAAAGAGAAAAAGUACCGCUGACAUACCGACGGACAGAGGAAGCAAAAAGGUGAAAACGGAUUCUAAAUUGGCCCAGGAAAUCCGCCGCAUCCCAGACGAGAACAUUCAAGUUUUCCCAGGCCAGCGAUCCGACUUUCUUCGACGGGUGAAUAGCUCUCACAGCAUGAUCUUCUGCUCUCCUUUUGACGAAUUGUCCUUCUCCUCAUUGUUACCCUCAGACCCAACUGCCGAACGCGUGUCAGAGUUUUCCGAGCUUACUCCCAACCUCAUUUCAAAAUAUGAUGCAAUGAGCACCUACAUGACCACGACUGUAGCGACCAAAAUGGAACGCUACCAGGAAACAUGCAAAAAAUACAAUGUUCUUCUCCGCUGUCUAGAUAGUUUGAAUCGUAUCAAUCGAGAGAAUAUUCGGAAAGCUGUACUUAAAGAAGGAAAGGAAGGGAAUGAAGCUGGGGAUGAUGUUGAUGUCGCCGUACCGAUGGAAGGUGUUGAACAAUCGGAGAAUGCAGCUGAGGGAGAAACAACGCAGGAAGCCGACAAUGCGGUGCAUGCUGUUCAGCGUGAACGUGAAGGCGACAAGUUGGUGGUGACCAACGGUGCAAUGUCCGGUGCGCCCAGCAGUAUAAUGAGUUCACAUGAAACGCCUGCUCGGAACGACGAGAAAGCUCAGCGGUCUUCUGAGGAAAAGGCCUCUCCGACAGGCACGACGACGCAGCCGAUGGAUCUUUCUACUGAGGGUGGACGAGAAUCAUUGAGUGACAACGUCGCAGCAGAAGCUGAGAAUGCAGCAAAAAGCCGAGGGUUGUCUUCGUCGCCAAGUGGUGAGAUCGAAGCCAGUGUUUCAAACAAGCUUGUCUUGCAUAGUCCCACAGGACGUGAUUCGGACGAGGUAGAACGACCGAUACAAGAGGCAACGGUGGAUAAGGAGGAGACGUCGACAAGCAACAUGGAGAUCGAACCUCGAGAUAGUCCCAAAAAUAUCUCAAACGACAAAGCUGAAGUAAACGAGGAAGAGACCAUAAAGAAGUCCAUGUCACCGGAGGAAGAGCCACCGACACCAACUGAAAGGGCGCCAGAAGAAGCGAAAAGAGAUGUGACCCCGCCAUCCCUGGAGAAACCUGAAAUACCUUCCGAACCGAAAACGGACAAUACGGAGGAAAUGGAGGAGCCACCAAGAGCGGUUGAGAAACUUACCGCAGAACCAAUUGCGGAAAUUGAAGCACCAGCAGAAGUGAAGCCUGCACCACGGCGCAUUGGUUUACAGGAAUAUUUGAGACAGAAGGGUAAACUUCCUAGUGUGACUUCCACUUCAACCGAACCUACCCCACCGUCACUGGAAGGCGCGGGCGAAGAGCAAGAGCAGCAAAAUGCAGACGUUCCACCAGAGAUACCAAAGCCACAAACCCCGGAGCUUGGGCAGACUCCCUCCGAUGUGAAAGCCGGGGAUGAUAAAGUCGCAGGUAGUGGAGAGGAUCAGGAGAACAAAAAUGAUCAACCAAAGGAAACCGACAGGAGCCCGCAGUACACCACCCGUGAGCGAACCCCAGUUAAGCUUGUCAAGCAAGCAGAUGAUAUUCAGUCAAAUCAAGAUGCAGAUGGCAAAUCGCCAGUAGAUUCGAGCGUCUCCGAGCCAGCCAAGAAUGCAAAAGGCACAGGCAGGCGAGACAUUGGGUCUGAGGCAUCCAAAACGGCAACCGCAGAAACAAUCGCCAGCCCGCAUCGAUCCACCAGCUCCCGUGUAUCGUCGCGGUCAUCAUCCGUAGAUGGACGUCAGCAGUCUACGUCGCGGUCAGCCCCGGCGAGUACUAUCACCAGCGAUAAAGAUGAUGUCGAGGAAGGAGAAGUCUCUGAUAGCAUGGACCGUCGAUCAACAUCCUCUGGUCGGCAGGACCGCACGAGACGUUCUGGCUACUUUGGAAGCACGCCGUUGUAUACAUCGUUGUACGGGGACCGUCCGUCACGCGAGCCCAGUUCUCCAGGCGUGGCUUCCCGACGUCUGGAACGGGACGGAUCGCGUGGAUGGAGCCCAUUGAGUAGCGGAGGGCGGGACAGGGAGCGUGAUCGAGACAGAGGUGAUCGAGACCGAGCAGGAUCCAAGGAGCGGGAGAGACAUUGGGAUGGGAGAGAACGGGAGCGCGAUCGAGGAGAUCGAGAAGGAAGCUUCAAUUCGUACCGUCCUGGAUCGGGCACCUGGGACAGAGAUCGCGAUCGAGAACGCUAUUCAUAUUCUCGCGAGCGUGAUAGGGAUUCGUAUCAACCAGAGCGGGAACGAACUGAACGCACUGAAAGGGAUUCAUACCAGCCUGACCGUGAGCGAACAGAACGAGAUUCAUAUCAACCGGAGCGCGAUCGUGACAGAGGAGAACGGGACUCGUAUCAGCCCGACCGGGAUAGGGACCGCGAGCGUGCUGAGAGAGAGAGAUUUGGUGGAGAUUCGUACCAUCCUUCACGGGACAGCGGAUCGGGUGUCUCUUCAUGGCGACCGCGGGAUGCACGGCCUCGGUGAAAAAUGCAUCACUCUGACAUUGAUUUAGAAUUAUCAUAUAGAUUUUCAUAUUGAACUUUUAUCAUUUGCAAAUUUUUUUGGAUAUUUCUAAUUGUGCACAUGGAUGGUCUAGGUUCAGAUAUGACGAGUUAGGAUGGAUUUGCUAUGUUAAAAGUACCCUGAAGCGAACAUGGUCAUCGAUAACCAAUGUAAAACAUAAAAGAGUCGACAAGAAUGUGAUAAGUAGUUUACUUGACGCACGGCCGAUGAAAAGCGGAUAUCAGAGAGCAUC
Spizellomyces punctatus DAOM BR117 is the source of this 3611-nucleotide messenger RNA. RefSeq lists its product as uncharacterized. NCBI's taxonomy places the organism in Eukaryota, Fungi, Chytridiomycota, Chytridiomycetes, Spizellomycetales, Spizellomycetaceae. The transcript has 6 exons. The record is from RefSeq and is a predicted model, not a curated record. The coding region runs from base 80 to 3340 and encodes 1086 amino acids.